Echinostoma caproni is the source of this 1182-nucleotide messenger RNA. NCBI's taxonomy places the organism in Eukaryota, Metazoa, Platyhelminthes, Trematoda, Plagiorchiida, Echinostomatidae. The record is from the annotation of a GenBank genome assembly.
AUGGCAAAUUUUCUUGUUCUUCUCUGUUUUGGAUCACUAUUAUUGACGCAAUGCUCGGCGGAAUAUUUCAGUGCAACCGCAGAAAUCAACAAGGCUUCCGAAGUAGGCCGACAACUGGCCUCAGACUUGGACGCCUAUUUACAAAUGGAAGAAGCCCGCUUGAGUCGUAUACGACAAGUUGCUGAGCGAUUGGCCAAAGAUGGUUAUCAGCAACACCCGAGAGAAGCACCAGAGGAUUACUUUGGAAAUCCAGUGAAUGCUUAUUUAACAGUAAAACGGCUGGCAUUUGAAAGACAACACGAUUUGCUGAAACUUUUGAACAGUUCAAUUGUUGGCGGUCAAGAUGAAGAAGGCGGCCUAUUGGAUGUUGAUCCUGGUGUUGUCGCGGAUCUACUGGCUAGNGUUCAGACUCACAUAAGCCAACUACCGGGAGGUGGUGAUCUAAGUGGAGCCGCGGAUGCCUUACUUCGGUUGCAAAAUACAUACAAGCUGCCCGCGGACAAUAUAGCUAGAGGACACCUAAUAAACGAUUUGAAAUGUCCCAAAUUAAAUGCUGCCCAAUGCUUGCACUUGGGUCAAAGAGCUUAUGAACAGGGAGAUUUUCUUCGUGCAGAGGAGUGGUUCCGAGUGGCGUACAAUCGUCUGUGGGAAGAAGAGGCAGAGAUCGAGGGAGAACAACGGGGUGAUUCUGGUUUGCCGAGGACUAAACGGGAUACCAAUCAUCCGGAACACGAAGAGUUCAGCAUCCCUUACGAGGCUAUUCCAACCGCUACCCAAAUUUUGGACCAUUUGGCGUACGCCUUGGGGCGGCAAGGGCGAUAUGCGGAAGCUUUGAAUGUGACCCGACUGUUGUUGGAACAAAAUCCCGGUGAUCCGAGGAGUUUGGAGAACGAAGCGUUCUACGUGAACCGGAUUCAAAUGGGCGAAGGUAUAAUUGGUCCGGCAGCACCUCCGUCAAUCAGGGAAAAACCGACUAUCUCAAGCGCCAUUGUGGGUCAUCUUGUCGACACCGGCCACAAGAUCGAUCCGGAGAAAGCUUUUGAUGUGGUUUGUCGCAUCCCAAUCAAUCGCUCAAGGGCGGCCCGAGUUUGGACACUAGCUAUGGCCGAGGCGAUCGCCAUUCGCUUACUAAGCCCCCAACUGUGCCCAAAAUCGAUCGGUGCAGGCGCUCCAAUUGCCUAG